AUGCCUCAAAAGUGGCGCGAGUCACCUCAUCUGGCGACCGCGCAUAUCGAUCCAAAGAGCAUCGUGGGUUCCUUGUUCGGGACCGGAGCCACAAAACCGAAAGAGAGCAAGCCUAAGGACACCCCAUCAAAGGAGGUUCGACCCAAAGAGCCUCCUCGGAGGGAUAGCCGAUCCAAGGAAACAAAACCCAAGGAACCUAAACCCGAAAAGAAGUAUGAUUGCAUGAUAUGCUGCGACCCCUUCCCCCGCCACAAGGUCCACAUCCAAAAACCUUGCAACCACAUCAUGUGCAACUCCUGCCUACGCAACAUGUUCACCAACAGCCUCCAAGACCCCACCCAGAUGCCGCCAGCCUGCUGUUCCAAAGAUAAUCCCAUCGACCCCCACCACGCUGGGAGUCUUUUCGACCUCGCCUUUAAGAGGAAAUGGAACCGCAAGUACGUUGAAUUUACAACCCAAAACCGCAUCUACUGCCCGCGAAAAGGCUGCGGCAAAUUCAUCCACCCCUCCAAUAUCUACGUCGACCACAGCGGGGGUGCCAACACCGGCCGCAAAUUCGGCAUCUGCUCCCGCUGCGACACCAAGGUCUGCAAGACUUGUGCACAAAAAUGGCACACAAGCAAAGAAUGUCCGAAGGACGAAACACUGAAAGAAUUCCAACGCAUGGCAGACAAAGAGGGCUGGCGCAAAUGCUACAACUGCCGCGCUACCGUCGAGCUAGCCGUUGGCUGCAACCACAUGACCUGCCGCUGCGGCGCCCAAUUCUGCAUGGUCUGCGGCCUCAAAUGGCACACAUGCGAAUGCUCGAUGUUCACAGACGACAUGAUUGAGCAGGACCGGCUUGAACACGAACGCAACCCCCGAGCGGGCCUCGACCGCCUCUGGGAAGAAGCCCGCCAUCAAGACGACGAAGAAGACGAAGAGCUCGCGCGCCGCCUAGCUCGCCAUCUCUGGGACGAAGACCUGGAUGACUGGGGAGGCGGAAGGGACCAGUUCCGCGACGGGCCCCCUCCCCCUCGCCCUGUCCCCGCACCUAAUCAUGAUCCUGCCGCUAACGAAGCCCGUCGCGGACGCCCUCGCGACGACGACCUCUAUCGCCGCGGCAUCGAUAUCCUCACUGGCGCGUUCACGGAGGGGAACAAUGCUGCUGCUGAGCAGCUUGUUCAAGAAAUUCGCGUGCAUGUUCGGCAGCCGAGGGUGUAUGAUGUCCCGCUGCCUAAUACCCAUCCAUCGCCGAAUCGGAGGCAUUUAUCUCCUAGACCGGCGCCGCCGCGUCCUCCUGUGAGGCGUGGCUCGAUUUAUCCUGGGAGGGGUGUUCCUGCUGAUACGUAUGCGCGUGGGCGGGGCUUGGGCCAGGGGCAGGGGAUGGGUGAUGUCCCCACAGUCAUGGAUUUCUUGGAUCCAGAACAAGAUGCUGCUGAAGUUGAGGGACGGGAGGCGAGGAGACGGGCGAGUAUGUUGGCGGGGAUUCAUCGUGGUCAGCAGGGUGGUGGACGGGUGGAGGAGUGGCGGCGGCAUGUUGCUGUUGCUUGA
Molecule: messenger RNA, 1533 nt
Organism: Bacidia gigantensis
Lineage: Eukaryota; Fungi; Ascomycota; Lecanoromycetes; Lecanorales; Ramalinaceae
Exons: 2
Coding region: 1-1533 (510 amino acids)
Biological process (GO): positive regulation of proteasomal ubiquitin-dependent protein catabolic process; protein polyubiquitination; ubiquitin-dependent protein catabolic process
Cellular component (GO): cytoplasm; ubiquitin ligase complex
Molecular function (GO): zinc ion binding; ubiquitin conjugating enzyme binding; ubiquitin protein ligase activity
Source: RefSeq, a predicted model, not a curated record